Messenger RNA from Acromyrmex echinatior (Panamanian leafcutter ant), 1101 nucleotides. Its product is annotated as cilia- and flagella-associated protein 263-like. The record is from RefSeq and is a predicted model, not a curated record. NCBI's taxonomy places the organism in Eukaryota, Metazoa, Arthropoda, Insecta, Hymenoptera, Formicidae.
AUGACAGAAACGGAAUUACGACAAGUACUUGAAAAUGUUAUUUAUUCGAAUGUAUUACUGAGGUUAGAAAAUGACAUUUUUGAACGGUACCUUAUGCGUCGAAAUCCUGAAAGUGUUCAAAAAAUAACGCAAAUCUUAGAAACCGCUAAACGCGUACAAAAAAUCGCACCUCAACACAGUCGUAUAUCACCCGUUACGAGCGCAAGCGGAAGUCUUGCGAAUGUUCGCGACAAAGAUUCAGCUAGCCUUCUGCUACAGUUUCAUCAGUUACAAUUACAAUUACAUUUCUUGCUGAAUCGUAGACUUACAUAUAUGCAUCGUAUCGAAAUGGUAAACACCGAAAUCCGGGAAUUACAGAAAAAACUAAAAAAAAUCGAACAAACGUCUACAAAGAAAAAGAUAUAUUUGCGAGCACGAAUAGAAGAAAAUCAGAUCAGCAUUCAUGAAAUUUUAAAGAAUAGGGAAGAAUUUGAAGAAAAUGUUGUACAGAAAGGCGUAGAUAUCAUUACCGGGAAAAUACCGGCUGAAAAGUUUAUCAGAUUUAUAGAAGAAUCCUUGAAAGUAGUCGACUUAAUAAUAGAAAAAAACAGAUUGAAGAUGGCUACCAUAAAGUGUCAGAUAAGAAAAGUCAAGUUGCAGCUGAAGCAUAGAAAAGAGGGCGAGACUUUACGCGUCAUAGACUUCGAACAAUUGAAAAUAGAAAAUAAAAUUUGCGUACAAAAAAUCGACGAGAAAAAUCAGUAUUUGCUCGAAAUGAAGAGAAACGCGGGCCGUUAUACUAUUACAUUAAGCAAACAUAAGAAAAAAGUGGACGGUCUGAUGUUAAUUAUGAAUCAAGUAAGAAACAAAAUUGUUUCUAAGAAACAGGAGAUUGUAAAAUUGCAAUCAAAACAAAUUGCUACAAAAAUUGAAAUAGAUAAAGAGAAAGAACAACUUAAAUCGAUAAUGGAAUUAAUAAAUAAUUUUGAGAUUCCGAGUGUUGUAGAUUCUAUUAAAUUGCGUAUGAAGCUACAGGAAUCACAAAAAAUCCAUAAGCAACUAAGCAGACAACGAGAAAUUCACCGAAUAACAUUCAAGUCUCGGAAACAAAAUGCAUUUUAA